CAGACUGGGCACACUUCAGCACCGUUGACAAGAAGGAAAGCCCUGCAAAGGGUAGCACACACAGCUGGAAGGAGAACACAAGGGUACAUUGCUGACAGAGAAGCAACGAUGGACCUGACUUCAGUUCUGUCCCUGGAAACCUGGGCCCUCCUGGCCAUCAGUCUGCUGCUCCUAUACAGAUUUGGGACCCGUAAACACGACAUUUUUAAGAAACAGGGAAUUCCUGGGCCUAAACCUCUGCCGUUUUUAGGAACUCUACUGAAUUACUACAAGGGUAUGUGGAAAUUUGAUAAUGAGUGCCGUGAAAAGUAUGGAAAAAUAUGGGGGUUGUUUGAUGGUCAGAUACCCCUGUUUACUGUCACGGAUUCAGAGAUGAUCAAGAAUGUACUAGUGAAGGAAUGCUAUUCUGUCUUCACGAACCGAAGGGAUUUUGGCCCAGUGGGGAUAAUGAGCAAAGCUGUUUCCAUAUCUAAGGAUGAGGAGUGGAAGAGACUGCGUGCCAUGUUGUCCCCCACCUUUACCAGUGGAAAACUCAAAGAGAUGUUCCCCAUCAUUGAACAGUAUGGAGAUAUUUUGGUGAAAUACUUGAGGAGAGAGGCAGAGAAAGGCAAGCCCAUCAUUGCAAAGGAAGUGUUUGGUGCCUACAGCAUGGAUGUGAUCACAAGUACAUCAUUUGGUGUAAACGUUGAUUCCCUCAACAACCCAAAGGACCCUUUUGUGGAAAAGGCCAGGAAGCUCAUAAGAUUAGAUUUUUUUGAUCCAUUAUUCAUGUCAGUAGUACUCUUUCCAUUCCUCACCCCAAUAUAUGAGAGGUUAAAUGUCACCAUGUUCCCAAAGGAUUCCAUAGCAUUUUUCAGAAAAUUUGUGGACCAAAUGAAGGAAAAUCGCCUGGAUUAUAACCAAAAGCACCGAGUGGAUUUCCUUCAGCUGAUGAUGAACACACAUGCCAAUUCCAAAGACAAAGAGUCUCACAAAGCUCUGUCUGACAUGGAGAUCCUAGCCCAGUCAAUUAUCUUUAUUUUUGCUGGCUAUGAUACCACCAGCAGCACACUUGCCUUCACCCUGUAUCUACUGGCCACUCACCCUGAUAUACAGAAGAAACUACAGGAGGAGAUUGACGCCACUCUGCCCAAUAAGGCACGUCCCAACUAUGAUAAAGUGAUGGAGAUGGAGUACCUGGACAUGGUGUUGAAUGAAACCCUCAGAUUAUACCCAUUUGGUAGCAGACUUGAGAGAGUCUGUAAACAAGAUGUGGAACUAGAUGGUGUGUUUGUUCCCAAAGGGUCCAUAGUAAUGGUACCAGUGUUUGCUCUUCACUAUGACCCACAGUACUGGCCAGAGCCUGAGGAAUUCCGCCCUGAAAGGUUCAGCAAGGAGAACAAGGGCAGUAUUGAUCCAUAUGUAUACAUGCCCUUUGGGAAUGGACCCAGGAACUGCAUUGGCAUGAGGUUUGCUCUCAUGAACAUGAAACUUGCUCUCACUAAAGUCCUGCAGAAUUUCUCCUUCCAGCCUUGUAAGGAAACACAGAUCCCAGUGAAAUUAAGCCGAAAAGCAAUGCUUCAACCAGAAAAACCCAUUGUUCUAAAGGUUGUGGCUCGGGAUGCAAUCAUAACUGGAGCGUGACUUUCCUUCGAGCACUUCUGCAUUCCUCAAGAAGGGGAUGUCUAAGAACACUGGAACACAAAACUUACUUCAUGAGUAAAAUCCAAAUGAAGAUGAGGCUUAAUCAACUUACUCUGAUGCAUGGUUAUGGAUUCAGUACACCCACUGAGCUUUCUCGGUAUUAAUACAGAGUACUAUCUAGUGUAAAGUAAAGUCAGUGACAGAAUGAGAAAUUCCUCUUUUUUGGUCCUCAUGGGGCCAUUUCCAUCCACAUCUUGUUGUCUCCAUCAAUUUCUUUUGAGCUCUCUUGAGAGUAACCAUGCCUCUGUAAUUUUAUCAAUAAUAAUUUUUAAUGAAAAUAUGACCCAUUGUGUUAACUCUUAUUGUAAAAUUGGUAUCAGGAUUCUUUAGUUGAAAUAGUCUACAAUAAAUGUUACACUGAAAAUGUAAACAUCUA
Phodopus roborovskii (desert hamster) is the source of this 2059-nucleotide messenger RNA. Its product is annotated as cytochrome P450 3A31. NCBI's taxonomy places the organism in Eukaryota, Metazoa, Chordata, Mammalia, Rodentia, Cricetidae. The coding region runs from base 109 to 1623 and encodes 504 amino acids. Gene Ontology annotation, molecular function: heme binding; iron ion binding; oxidoreductase activity, acting on paired donors, with incorporation or reduction of molecular oxygen, reduced flavin or flavoprotein as one donor, and incorporation of one atom of oxygen. The record is from RefSeq and is a predicted model, not a curated record. The transcript is spliced from 13 exons. Gene Ontology annotation, biological process: steroid metabolic process; oxidative demethylation.